CGUCGGGGAUAGAUAAUAAACCCAAUUCAAUCGAACUUCCUUCCAAACACCGACUUCCUACGGCCCUUUUCCCCUCGAAACCCCAUUCGAUUUUAUUCCUUCCUUCUCUUUCCCAGAAAAAAAGUAAAAUUCAUUCGGAUAACUGUGGCUUCGGCUUCAGCUUUUUCCUUGCUUGCUUUGCAACCCGAAGUGGUCUUCUUUGGUUGUAUAGACAGUUAGACACAUUGUGGCCAAAUAAGUGAAAGAUAUGGAUAAUGCUCAUGAUCAGCCGCUCCCUCCAGGCGUUCAAUCUUUGCCAAACUAUUCAACUAACCCAGCUCCUUACCCGCCCCCUCAACAUUUUGAUUACGCCGCAAGACCUCAGUAUCACUCUAGCAACACGGGAAAUUAUGUCUUUCCGCUUCCUUAUUCUAAUUCAACCUUUACUCCUGCUACUCAAAGCUCAUAUCCGCAUAAUGGGACAUCAAAUGGUUAUGCUCCUCAAUGGUCAGGUCACAUCCCAAAUAACUUUCAUAAUGGCUAUGCUUCUCAACUGGGUUCAGUACAACAUGGUGCCUACCUCAUUGAGCAGCAACCGCAAAACCAAACUGCAGUCGGGGAAAUGCCUCUGCAUAAGGAUAACCAGAAACCUCAAGAUAUGGGGCAUUUUGAUGGAAAUGAUCAGAAGAACGCUGACUCAGGUUAUCGAGAAUCUAAUUCUCAUUUUUCGCAUGAAGAGUACAAAAGUGCAGUAGAUGUUCCUGAUGCAUCUACUAGCAACUUGGGACUUCAUGUUAAAAAUGACAGUGAGGUUGAAACUGCCGCUCAGGAUGCUGUGUUGCGUGAACAGGAAAUUGUCACCCAAAAUGUCAUACAAAGUCAAAGAGAGGCAAGAGGUGCUGGUGGACCUCCUAAGGAUAAUACAGAUAUUUUCUCUGAACGUCAUGAUCCCAAUGCUCUGAAGGAACAUCUACUGAAGAUGACUUCAGAACAUCGUGCUGAAAUGGCUUCAAAGCGGGGGAAGGCAACCCAUCAUGAAGAAGGUAACAUAGAAAUUGGAAAUGGGUAUGGUGUACCAGGUGGAGGUGCUUAUUAUGGUGCUCAAAAGCCUAAUAUUGAUACCCCCAGUAAGUCAAAAGAAUUGCCUGAUUACCUUAAGCAGAAGUUGAAAGCAAGAGGUAUUCUUAAGGAUGAUACAGAAAAAGGCUCUCCUAAGUUGGAGACUGGUUCAACUCAACUAGUGGAUGAUGGAAAGCUGCCUCUUGGAUGGGUGGAGGCAAAAGACCCUGCUAGUGGUGCUUUAUAUUAUUACAAUGAAACGACUGGGAAGAGUCAGUGGGAAAGACCUGUUGGAGCAUCUGCUGUCACACAGCAUCCAUCACCUUCAUCUCUUCCAGAGAGUUGGGUGGAGUCUUUGGAUGAAACAACAGGCCAUAAAUAUUAUUACAAUACGAGGACCCAUGUGUCGCAAUGGGAGCACCCUGAUUCCUCACGGCAGGUUGCUUCAAAAGAUUAUGACAGCAUGCUCCCCCAGAGUGGUGCUGAUGUGAAUCAGGGCAAUCGAUCAUCUGAGCUAGAGAAGUGCAUGGGAUGUGGUGGCUGGGGAGUAGGCCUUGUACAGAUGUGGGGUUACUGCAAUCAUUGCACACGAGUUCUCAAUCUUCCACAAUGCCAGUACUUGUCAACCAGAUCAAGUGACCAGCAGCAGACCAACAAUUCUGAAAAACCAAGGUCCAAUUGGAAGCCUCCUAUGGGAAAAGGAAGUAAAAGAAGUGGUAGGAAACGUGCUUAUGCUGAUGAUGAUGAGUUGGACCCCAUGGACCCAAGCUCUUAUUCAGAUGCUCCUCGCGGUGGCUGGGUUGUAGGCCUAAAAGGAGUGCAGCCACGAGCAGCUGAUACAACUGCCACGGGUCCUCUCUUUCAACAGCGUCCAUACCCAUCUCCAGGAGCAGUCUUACGAAAAAAUGCUGAAAUUGCUUCACAAACGAAGAAAUCCAGCCCUCACUUUGCAGCUAUAUCCAAGAAAGGGGAUGGAAGUGACGGACUUGGUGAUGCUGAUUGAGAUUUUGGUUGUUGGAGUAACCUUCAGUUUAGGUUAUGCUGUUUCAGCAAGUGGGACAAACAUGUCAUAGUUUUGUCUUGUUUGUCUCUGAUCAAGUAAAGGAUAGCAAUUUCAUCAGCAACUCAAGGUGUUGUCAGUGUAUGAAGCAAUACUUCCUGUAGCUUGCGCUGCAAGUACAAAUGGAUGAUUGGUUGGUUUGCUAAUUGGAAGGACUAAGAGUGUCUCAUCUUGGAAGCUGGGCUCAUUGAUAUCGCUUUAGCAUCUUGGCUUGCAUUGAACAAUCCACAGGUGGAACCAGAAACGUUUCCAUUGGGCGUAGCAUUCUCCCAAAAUAGCCUUGAAAUGGAAAAAGGAUUAGAAAAUUCCAUAUACCUUUUCCUUGAUCUGACACAAUUCGUGGUUUAUCUUCAAAUGAUGGCCGGAGGGUGUUUUAUGAUAUGAAAUUCAAUGGGCAACCUGUAAUCUCUAUUAUUUUUUGAAAUGUGAAGUAGAUAGUGCUAGUGUUCUAAGGUUAUACAUAUAUACGUAUAUAUUUAAAUACCACUAGUUCUAACGCAAAAAGCGACUGAUAUUUGUUUAGGAAAAUUUGUUCAUUCUAAGUUUAGUUAAUUGGAUGUAACUCAACCUUUACUUAACCAAGGAAGAGAAGUUUAAUAACUUAGUAGCUACGGUAAUUCAUAGA
Quercus lobata is the source of this 2723-nucleotide messenger RNA. RefSeq names its product WW domain-containing protein. The transcript is spliced from 14 exons. Gene Ontology annotation, molecular function: protein binding; ribonucleoprotein complex binding. The coding region runs from base 248 to 2041 and encodes 597 amino acids. Lineage: Eukaryota; Viridiplantae; Streptophyta; Magnoliopsida; Fagales; Fagaceae. Gene Ontology annotation, cellular component: cytoplasm; nuclear body. The record is from RefSeq and is a predicted model, not a curated record. Gene Ontology annotation, biological process: alternative mRNA splicing, via spliceosome.